Solanum stenotomum is the source of this 670-nucleotide messenger RNA. RefSeq names its product E3 ubiquitin-protein ligase ATL59-like. Gene Ontology annotation, cellular component: cytoplasm. Lineage: Eukaryota; Viridiplantae; Streptophyta; Magnoliopsida; Solanales; Solanaceae. The record is from RefSeq and is a predicted model, not a curated record. Gene Ontology annotation, molecular function: zinc ion binding; ubiquitin protein ligase activity. The transcript has a single exon. Gene Ontology annotation, biological process: protein ubiquitination. The coding region runs from base 1 to 663 and encodes 220 amino acids.
AUGUUUCCAACAGAGUUUGUAUGCCAUGUCUGCUUCAAGAACUCUCUUGUUAACGUUAAACCAAUUGCUUCUUCUUCUUUACCCUAUUUAACCAUUCACUUUAAUCUCAGUAUAGUACAACAGUUUUGGUAUAUAAGACCUAAUGAUCAUGAAUCCGUAUCCCUAGGUGCAACACUGGACCCUUCAACCAACUCGACCCAAAUUAUUACCCAUCUUUCCGAUACCAUGCUCUAUGAGAAACUCGAUCACGCUAUAUCACAACUGUUAAUGGGCAAGUUUGAAGAUCAACAACACAUUAUAGUUGAACUAACAACUCGUAAGUUGCAAAGGAUCACGACUACUGAGAUGUCAGAGGUAUGUGUGGAUGUGGAAUUACAGAUUGAUCACUACUGCGAUGGUAGAAUUUUGUCAGCAUUGGAAGAAUCAUCAUCUGUGGAUGGAAUGGUACCGGCUAGUGAAUCAUCGAUAGAGUUGCUAGAGCCGAUGGAAGCUGAUGAAAGAAAUAGCAACAAUGAUUGUUCGGUAUGUCUAGAUGAGUUAGGGGAGGAAACUGAUGUACUGCGGUUGCCUUGCUCUCAUAUGUUUCAUGCUGAGUGUAUUACAAAGUGGUUACAGAAUAGCCAUUACUGUCCUCUUUGCCGCUUUCACAUGCCAACCGAUUAGACAAAAC